AUGCAGCACAGAAGUCAUUCACAAAGGACCAUCUCCAGCAGUCACCACUGCGUCACUGGAGUCACCGCAGGAACUGUCUCAGAAGCUACCACCGCAGCUACCCCUAAAGCCAUCACAGGAGCCACACUUGGAACCUCUGCAACAGCCGAAACCGCGGUCACCACUGAAGCCACAACAAGAAUCGCUUCAGAAGGUGCCCCCGUGCAAACUUCAAAACCUGCUACAAUGGCGGGAGUCGCUUCUCAAACUGCCCCCGCAGCAACCACUGCAGCCGCUGAAGGAGCUGCCGCACAAACACCAGGCAUCUUUUGA
Messenger RNA from Ostertagia ostertagi, 312 nucleotides. The record is from the annotation of a GenBank genome assembly. NCBI's taxonomy places the organism in Eukaryota, Metazoa, Nematoda, Chromadorea, Rhabditida, Trichostrongylidae.